AUGGACUCUGAAGGCAUCUAUGCCCGGCCGGGCAAAGGGGAUGGAAGUAGUAGCGACGCCGAAAAGGGAAGUUUUCGGCAGCACCAGUACGAAAAUGUCGAGAUUCGCGGUCUCGAGACCGACCCCGAGACCAUGCUGCACAAGGGCCUCAAGGCUCGUCACAUCACCAUGAUUGCCAUUGGCGGUGCUCUUGGUACAGGUCUCAUCGUCGGUACCGGCAAGGCUCUGGCCCAGGCCGGCCCUGGUUCUCUCUUCAUCUCGUACACCUUUGUCGGCCUUUUGGUCUUUAUGGUUAUGGCCGGCCUGGGUGAGAUGACUGCUUGGUUGCCCCUCAGCGCCGGUUUCACCGGUUACGCUACACGCUACUGUCACCCGUCGCUUGGAUUUGCUCUUGGAUGGUCGUAUUGGAUGAAGUACAUCAUUGUCACGCCGAACCAGCUUACAGCCGCCUCCCUCGUCAUCUCGUUUUGGGUGCCACGCGAAAAGGUGAAUCCUGGUGUGUUUGUCGCCAUCUUUCUCGUCCUGAUUGUCUGCAUCAACUACUUUGGCGGCAUCAAGUUUUUUGGCGAGUUUGAGUUUUGGCUCUCGUCCUUCAAGGUCAUUGUAAUUGUCGGCAUCAUCCUGUUCGCCCUCAUCAUAGCUUGCGGCGGUGGCCCCAACAAGGACGCGACUGGGUUCAGGUACUGGAAAGACCCCGGCGCCUUUGCCGUUCUUUACAAGUCCGGCCCGACGGGCGCCCUCGGCAAGUUUAUGGGUUUCUGGUCGGUCAUGGUCAACGCCACCUUUGCCUACCUUGGCACGGAACUGGUCGGCGUCACGGCUGCCGAGGCCCAGAACCCGCGUCGGUCGAUCCCCAAGGCCAUCAAGCUGACCUUUUACCGCAUCCUGUUCUUCUACUGCCUCAGCGUUCUCUUGGUCGGCAUGAUUGUCCCCUACAACUCCCCCAGCCUGGCUUUCGCGAACAAGCAGACGACGGGCGCCAGCGCCAGCCCGUUCGUGGUGGCGGCCACGAUUGCCGGCGUGCAGGGCCUGCCGCACAUCAUCAACGCCUGCAUCUGCGUCUUUGUCUUCUCGGCCGCCAACUCGGACCUGUACAUUGCCAGCCGAACGCUGUACGGCCUGGCCAGUGACCGUUCCGCGCCCGCCAUCUUCCGCCGCACGGACAGCCGCGGCGUGCCCGUGCCUGCCCUGGCCGUGUGCACCGGGUUCGCCUGCCUGGCCUUUAUGGUGGUUUCGGACGACUCCAAGAAGAUUUUUGGCUACUUUGUCAACCUGACGACCAUCUUUGGCCUGCUGUCGUGGAUCUCUAUCCUGGUCACGUACAUUUGCUUUUUGAAGGCCCGCCGGGCGCAGAACCUGCCCGACAGCGCGAUGCCCUACGUCGCCCCCCAAGGCCUGAUUGGCACCUACGUCGCCCUGUUCUUCUGCUGCCUGAUUCUCCUGACCAAGAACUUUGACGUGUUUGUCCACCGGGACAACAUUACUUUUGACUACCAAAACUUCAUCACCGGCUACCUGGGCGUUCCUCUGUAUCUCAUCCUGCUUUUUGGACACAUGAUUUUCACCAAGAGCCGCGGCGUCAAGGCGCACGAGGCCGACUUCUUCACCGGCAAGGACAUUGUCGAUCAGGAGGAGGCCGACUUUGUGGAGCUGCAGAAGCAACGGGCUGCUGCCAGCACCGGAUGGAACAAGUUUUACAACCGAUAUAUUUCUUGGCUAUUCUAG
Messenger RNA from Ustilaginoidea virens, 1725 nucleotides. RefSeq lists its product as uncharacterized. Gene Ontology annotation, cellular component: membrane. Gene Ontology annotation, molecular function: amino acid transmembrane transporter activity. Gene Ontology annotation, biological process: amino acid transmembrane transport. The transcript has 2 exons. NCBI's taxonomy places the organism in Eukaryota, Fungi, Ascomycota, Sordariomycetes, Hypocreales, Clavicipitaceae. The record is from RefSeq and is a predicted model, not a curated record. Bases 1 to 1725 code for a protein of 574 amino acids.